Ambispora gerdemannii is the source of this 402-nucleotide messenger RNA. NCBI's taxonomy places the organism in Eukaryota, Fungi, Glomeromycota, Glomeromycetes, Archaeosporales, Ambisporaceae. The record is from the annotation of a GenBank genome assembly.
AUGUCAGACGGAGAAAAACCGAGUUUCACCAGAGCAGAAAACCGUUUAGGCAUAAAUGACAAAUCUAUCCAGCAUCAUGCUGACAAAUCCGCCGAGUAUAAGUGUUUUGGUGGUUGGCUUAAUGAAGAUAAAGAACAGUUAGAUAUUAAGACUAUUGAGGAGGAUGUUUUAAAAGAAUUACCGAAGUUAGAAAAAUUAGAACAAGAAAUAAAAGAAUUAGAAAAAAAAGAUAACAAAAGUGAGGAGGAAAAAAACGAAUUAGCCCAAAAAGAAACCGCUUAUAAAAAAGAACUGACAGCAGCCAAAGAAGCCACUUGUGCCAACAUUCGUCAACAGUUAAAAAAAAACGAAUUAGAGAUUACCGACUUAGAUAGUAAAAGAAACAUAAGGCAAAGAAUGUGA